This is a messenger RNA of Schizophyllum commune H4-8, 1316 nucleotides long. RefSeq lists its product as uncharacterized. The coding region runs from base 113 to 1156 and encodes 347 amino acids. The record is from RefSeq and is a predicted model, not a curated record. The transcript is spliced from 7 exons. NCBI's taxonomy places the organism in Eukaryota, Fungi, Basidiomycota, Agaricomycetes, Agaricales, Schizophyllaceae.
UCGCCAGGGACCGACGUUCGUCCGGUUCUCAUCCACCUUGGUCUUAAGCACGACGCGACGGUCGGAUGCUGGCUUCAGCGACGCCCCUCCCGCCUCCCGCCCCGCUGUCAACAUGACGCAGUGGAACGAUGCGACGAAGUACAUGCGCAUUGCCGCGGUGUGCUUCUUCGUGUAUGACUGGGCCUUGACGCUGCCGGCGGAGAUCAGACUAUACAGGCGACAAGGCAUUGGUCGUCCAAGCGUCGCAUGUAUUCUCCUUAUUCUCGUUCGUUACCUCGGCGCAAUUGCCCUCGUCUUCAACAUGCUGGGCUUCUUCGCGCACUUCUUCGACGACAUCGACGGUGACAUCUGCCGCGGCUACUACCGCAUUAUGCCGAUAACUCAAUGCCUCGCUUCUUGGGCAAGCCAUAUCGUCUUCGUUUUGAGAACAUGCGCAAUUCUCAACAACACCCGCGGAUAUGUCGUCUCACUAUCCCUUCUUGCGGUUGUCGUCUGUGCUGCGGAGCUCUUCGCGCAGCUAUGGUCCUUCAACCGUUUCUCGGUCGGCACAACUGGGAACUGCCUCAUUCAGUACUCCAAGGAUCGCAAUAUCAGUUAUGUGUACUACCUUGCCUCAUGUCUCUUCGACAUGGUCAUCCUCGUACUCACAUAUCGCGGUCUCGCCCUUCGACACGCACAGGAGAUGCGACAUGAGGCCGCCCGCAGCUUCCACGCAGUCCUCUGGGGCUCCUCCAUUCUCUACUUCAUCGUCACGACUGUCUUCAACCUCCUCAACCUCGGCUUCUACGCCGCCUACAACAACAGCAAUGCAACAAUCCUGGGUCCUCUGGGUAUCGCCAUGACUAGCAUGAUGAGCGCGCGCGUUAUCCUCAACCUGCAUGACUACGCCGAAGCUCGGCGAGCGGAGUAUGCGCUUAGCAGCCCACGAUCCGUAACAUCAUGUCGCUGGCGCUCCCUAUCCCUUGGCGAGACCGGGCAGAACGGCAUCUCCCCAAUGAGCCCCGUGUUUGCGACGCCAUACCGCUCCGUCCACGAGAAGCUCUCGCACCCGGAGAUCCACACCACCGACGACGAGGAACAGAGCCCAGGGAUAGUCUUGCCUACGGUCAGCUCAAGAUAUGGACAGCCGAGAUCAUAUCACAGUCGACAUCUGUGAUCUCUUUGGGUGGCGUACGACCUUCACGUCCGAGCACCGCGAGCCAUAGCUGUCCCACUAUCCCGUACUCUCUGUGUAGCAAGCUGAGCCACUCCUUCAAAUUGUAUUAUUAGUUCUCCGCUUCGGCGGUCGUCUCCCUGCAUAGACUGGAUCCCUGUUA